This is a messenger RNA of Cynocephalus volans (Philippine flying lemur), 1155 nucleotides long. RefSeq names its product interleukin-18 receptor 1-like. Bases 1 to 1155 code for a protein of 384 amino acids. The record is from RefSeq and is a predicted model, not a curated record. The transcript has 8 exons. Gene Ontology annotation, molecular function: interleukin-18 receptor activity; interleukin-18 binding. Gene Ontology annotation, biological process: interleukin-18-mediated signaling pathway; positive regulation of type II interferon production. NCBI's taxonomy places the organism in Eukaryota, Metazoa, Chordata, Mammalia, Dermoptera, Cynocephalidae.
AUGUGUGAUAGAGAAUUACCCUUGACACUUUUGGUACUUAUAUUUAUUAGCACCUCAGAAACUUGUACUUCACGUACCAAUAUUACUGCAGUUGAAGGGGAACCUUUCUAUCUGAAAUAUUGCUUAUUUUCACCUGCACGUGAGAAUGAAACAACCACAAUAAGAUGGUACAAAAGCAGCGAAUCCCAUGGACGUGUUGAGCUAAACCCAAGCAGUUCACCCAGAAUUACUUUGCAUGAUUAUGUUUUGGAGUUUUGGCCAGCUGAGCUGGAUGACAGGGGAUCUUACAUUUUCCAAAUGGGAAAUGAUACUCAGGAAUGGAAAUUAAGUGUCAUUGGAAGAAAUAAACACAGCUGUUUUACCAAAAAACAAGUAAUUAGUAGAAGAGUGGAAGUUAAAAAAUCUUUGGAGAUAACCUGUAACAAUAGUUACUAUCAAAAACUGGUCAACCGAACAUCAUUGUACAAGAACUGCAAAAAGCUAUCUGAGAACAGUGCAAACCCACUGCUACGGAAGAAUGCCGAGUUUGAAGACCAGGGGUACUACUCCUGCGUGUUUUCCCUUCUUCAUAAUGGAAAACCAUUUAACAUCACCAAAACCUUCAAUAUAACAAUAGUUAAAGUUCACAGUACUGUAAAUCCAGUUCUUCUUGGACCAAAGCUUAACCAUGUCGAAGUGGAAUUAGGAAAAAGUGUACAGCUCAACUGCUCUGCUUUGCUGAAUGAGAAGGAUUUGGUUUAUUGGAACUUCUGGAAAGGAAAUGGAACAGAUCCUAAUGUACAUGAAGAGAAAGGAGUGAAAAUUAGGACUUCAGAAGGCAAAUGGCGUGCUUCAACAAUAUUGAGGAUUGAGAAUAUUAGUGAAAAUAAUCUACAUUUUUUAUAUAAUUGUACUGUGGUCAGUGAGGGAGGCACAGACACCAAAAGCUUCAUCUUGUUGAAGAAAGCAGACAAGGCUGAUAUCCCAGGCCAUGUCUUCACUAGAGGAAUGAUCAUAGCCAUUUUGAUCUCAGUGGCAGGAGUGUGCCUAGUUAUUGUGUGUGUCACUUAUAGAGUUGACUUGGUUUUGUUUUAUAGACAUUUAAUGGGAAGAGAUGAAACAUUAACAGGUAACAAAUACCAGAAUGCUGGUAUUUCUUAUCUUAUGCUCUCAUAA